AAACAAUUAAGUGCUUAACUCUCCAUUCCUGCAAGUAUCAAGAGGGGAACGAGCGGCUAAGGUUUUCUUCCUCGGUUUUAUACUAAAAAAUUGGGAACAAUUAGUAUGAAAGAGAGGCAAAAAGGGAGACAUAUUCAUCACCUUGGCACAAAUAUAUCUCGUGAUGCAGUGAUUUCUACUCAACUUCUUUAUCGUCAAACUUAGAAGGAGUAAUAAAUAAUUUGCUCAAGAUGUCAUUAAGUGCCAUUACUACUGUUUUUCCAGCUACAACAUUAACUAUUGUAAGAUCGGAAGGUCAAUGUCUGAAACAAAUCAAAUAUGUUGGAUCUGGCCCGGUUGGGCUGAAUCCACUUCGCUUGCAGUUUCAUACCUAUGAAAGGAGAAGAACUACAAUGCAGGCUUUUCGAGUACGGGUAGCUUCUAUGACAUGUUCCGCUGCUCUGAAUGCGACUUGUGCUGCAGAGCAAACCCAAACAGUCACCCGUCAAUCGUCAACCAUUACUGUUGCACCUAUUCAAGGAAAGGAAAAAUCUCCAGAACUCGAUGACGGUGGGGCAGGAUUUCCACCGCGCAACGAUGGAGAUGGUGGAGGUGGUGGAGGGGGUGGGGGUGGCCAUUGGUCUGGCGGUUUCUUCUUUUUUGGGUUUCUUGCUUUCCUUGGGUUCUUAAAGGAUCAAGAGAGUGAAGGACCUUACCGGGAUGAAAGUAGGAGAUGAAAGAGACGUAUAUUUGUAAACCUGCAUCUUGCCUGUACCUUUUUUGCUUAAUUCUUUGGAUACUUUGUAAUUUGAUAGCCUGGGGGGCUUGAUGAGUGAACUAGACACUAUAUUAAUUCAGUAUUAACUUACUUCUUAGCUGCAGACUCCGUGAGCAAAGAUUGAGAGUUCUGCUCGAAAGAAUAUGGGAACAAAAAGAAUUUUGGGCAUUUCUGUUCUUUGUCUUGUUACAUGUGGGAUCUAAUUAUCUGAACUUCGUCAA
Olea europaea var. sylvestris is the source of this 978-nucleotide messenger RNA. RefSeq lists its product as uncharacterized. Gene Ontology annotation, cellular component: chloroplast. The transcript is spliced from 5 exons. Bases 231 to 716 code for a protein of 161 amino acids. NCBI's taxonomy places the organism in Eukaryota, Viridiplantae, Streptophyta, Magnoliopsida, Lamiales, Oleaceae. The record is from RefSeq and is a predicted model, not a curated record. Gene Ontology annotation, biological process: chloroplast organization; thylakoid membrane organization.